Messenger RNA from Cornus florida, 2291 nucleotides. RefSeq names its product anaphase-promoting complex subunit 8. Gene Ontology annotation, cellular component: anaphase-promoting complex. Gene Ontology annotation, biological process: cell division. Bases 144 to 1880 code for a protein of 578 amino acids. Lineage: Eukaryota; Viridiplantae; Streptophyta; Magnoliopsida; Cornales; Cornaceae. The record is from RefSeq and is a predicted model, not a curated record. Gene Ontology annotation, molecular function: protein binding. The transcript has 4 exons.
CUUCUUUUGAAAAAAAGAGAACCGAGCGCGGAGACUUACACGCCCGGAGAUUUCAAUUUGGAGGCUUAGAAUAACCGAAAACGCCACCAUCAGUCCGACCAAUAAUCUAUCUAGAGAGAGAAAGAGAGGAGAGAGAGAGUUCGAUGGGCACGAAAGAGAGUUGCAGGAAUGAGCUGCGAACUGCAAUCCGUCAGCUCAGCGAUCGUUGCCUCUACCCUGCCUCCAAAUGGGCAGCAGAACAGUUGGUGGGAAUCGAGCAAGACCCGGCGAAGUUCACACCGUCUCACACCCGAUUCCAGAGAGGAAGUUCCAGCAUUCGCCGGCGGUUCCGCACCAACGAGAUCACUUCCACGCCGGCGGCCGGCGUGUCGUAUGUGUCCACUCCGGUGCCGGAGGAAGACAAUGAGGCUACAGACAGUGAUUUUUACCUUCUAGCCAAGUCUUACUUCGAUUGCCGGGAAUACCGGAGGGCUGCUCAUGUGCUCCGUGACCAGACUGGCAAGAAAGCCCUGUUCUUGCGCUGUUAUGCUCUUUACUUGGCUGGAGAAAAGAGAAAAGAGGAAGAGAUGAUAGAACUUGAGGGACCCUUGGGCAAGAGCGACGCUUUGAACAGUGAACUGGUUUCUCUCGAGAGAGAAUUAUCAGCUCUUCGCAAAAAUGGUGUGAUUGACCCUUUCGGGCUUUACUUGUAUGGGCUUGUGCUCAAAGAAAAAGGCAGUGAGAACCUUGCUCGUACAGUGCUUGUGGAGUCGGUGAAUAGCUACCCAUGGAACUGGAGUGCUUGGUCAGAACUGCAGUCCUUGUGCACUACAAUUGAGACCUUGAACAGUCUUAAUCUUAAUAGUCACUGGAUGAAAGAUUUCUUUCUUGCCAGUGCUUACCGAGAACUUAGAAUGCACAAUGAAUCUUUAGCAAAAUACGAAUAUCUACAAGGAACUUUCAGUUUCAGCAACUACAUCCAGGCUCAAAUUGCGAAAGCCCAGUACAGUCUAAGGGAAUUUGAACAAGUUGAGGUUAUAUUUGAAGAACUUCUGAGGAAUGACCCUUAUCGAGUUGAAGACAUGGAUAUGUAUUCUAAUGUGUUAUAUGCAAAGGAGUGUUCCUCUGCCCUAAGUUACCUUGCCCACAGGGUAUUUUUGACUGAUAAGUACAGACCCGAGUCUUGUUGCAUUAUUGGGAACUAUUACAGUUUGAAGGGGCAGCAUGAGAAGUCAGUUGUGUAUUUUAGGAGGGCACUCAAACUGAAUAAAAAUUUUCUGUCGGCUUGGACUCUUAUGGGUCAUGAGUAUGUUGAGAUGAAGAACACCCCGGCUGCGAUUGAUGCCUAUAGGCGAGCUGUGGAUAUAAAUCCAUGUGAUUAUAGAGCCUGGUAUGGAUUAGGACAGGCAUAUGAAAUGAUGGUUAUGCCCUUUUAUGCACUUCAUUAUUUCAAAAAAUCGGUGUUCUUGCAGCCAAAUGAUUCUCGGUUAUGGAUCGCUAUGGCUCAGUGUUAUGAAACCGAUCAGCUUCAUAUGCUUGAAGAGGCAAUCAAGUGUUACAGAAGGGCAGCAAAUUGUAAUGAUAGGGAAGCAAUUGCUCUUCACCAGCUUGCAAAGUUGCAUAAUGAGCUUGGACGUUCUGAAGAGGCAGCAUUUUACUACAAGAAGGACUUGGAGAGGAUGGAAGUUGAAGAGAGGGAGGGGCCAAAUAUGGUUGAAGCACUACUUUUUCUUGCCACGCAUUGCAAAGCCCAGAAGAGAUUUGAAGAAGCCGAGGUGUAUUGUACCCGACUUAUGGAUUAUACUGGCCCGGAGAAGGAAACAGCCAAGAGUCUUCUUCGAGGAAUGAGAAUACAACAAUCUGGUUUCCCUUCAAUGGAUGUUGAGCAUUUUCCUCCCUAGAAUCUCCAUCCUAAGUAAUUCAAAGCCGGUGUGCCUUCCUCGGGAAUUUGGUCUUCUAUGGAAGUGAAGGACAGAUGUGAAGCUUGGGAUAGGUCUAAUAUAACUAAGAGCUUAUAAUUUUAGUGGUGUUUAAUUUAUUUAAUAUCAUAGAGAGGUAUCAGUAUUCUUAUUGUGGAAAUUUUGGUCAACUGUGAUGUCAUAAUUUUCUAGGAUACAUGUUUGUACUUUGUAGUGUGAAAAAGUUUCAACUUUUGGCAGAUGCAAAUACUGUAAUUUUAGAGUCUGAAAACUCUGGCUAUAAUACAAGCCUGUAGAAUGUAAUUGAAACCAUUUCAAGCCCUAGGAAAACAUAUUCAGCUGUCUUAUCCAUCUAAGAAAUUUACAAGGGUAUGCUUGUUUUUGUUGUGUUCA